Molecule: messenger RNA, 600 nt
Organism: Geodia barretti
Lineage: Eukaryota; Metazoa; Porifera; Demospongiae; Tetractinellida; Geodiidae
Source: the annotation of a GenBank genome assembly
AUGCCCACGUUCAGCGAGGCCGCCCAUACUGUCCACGAAGCCAACAAGCCUCGUUGGCGCAACGGAAGCCACACGUCAGCGUGGAUUCAGACCCUCGAACGACACGCCUUCCCCAAGAUCGGUAACAAGAAGAUCGACACGGUAAGCCGCACCGACGUGCUGACCGUCCUUACACCCAUCUGGUCGACGCGCCCCGAGACCGGCCGGCGCGUGCGACAGAGGAUGCGAACCAUAUUCAGGUGGGCGAUGGCGAAUGAAUUGAUCGAGACCAACCCGGCGGGAGAAGCCAUAGACGGUGCCUUGCCAUCGAUGCCCAAGGUCAAGGCGCAUCUCCGGGCGCUUCCCUACCAGGAGGUGGGUUCGGCUCUCGAGACCGUCGAUGCGUCCCAGACGUCACCUGCUUCGAAGCGCUGUCUGAAGUUCCUGAUUCUCACGGCGGCACGCUCCGGUGAGGCGAGAGGAGCUACUGGGACGAGAUCGAUUUCGAGCGUUGAGCAGGCAUAUGCACGGUCCGAUCUGUUCGACCGGCGCCGAGUGCUCAUGCAGCAGUGGGCGGACUACCUCACAGCUAGUCGAGCCGAAUCCUCAGGAUGCUACUGA